AGGAUACAGUUGCCUCAUAGAGCACAUGUGACCAUUGGACCCUUUAUUUCCGGUUCAGUGAAUUCACUACCGCUAAGGGAUUUAGAUAAGUGAAAGCUCUUUGUAUAAGAAAACUGCUUUCUGGUUAAUGAGAGCGACUUCAAUAUUUUCAUCCCAUACCGCUAACCGAUUGAUAUAUUUCUUGAUUCUUAGCCACUCUUCUGUCUUUGAUCUGCUACAAUGAUCAUAGAUCUUUCUAUCUCCGCUCUUACGUUUUUCCUAGUAACGUAUUGGCACAUAUGCGCGGCCUCUUCACUGCCUGUAGUUGAUCUAGGUUAUGAGCUCCAUCAAGCAUUCUCGCUAAAUGAGACUACCGGACUCUACAAUUUCAGUAACAUCAGAUACGCCGCCCCACCUCUUGGAAGCCUACGGUUUCGAGCCCCGUUGCCGCCUAAGGUCAACCGCGCUGGAGUCCAGACAGGAGCAGUGGGUAGGAUUUGCCCACAGGCUACGCCGAUAUGGAGCAGAUAUAUCAUGUCGCAGUUUUUGACAAGCUACUUUACGAAUGCAACGUUUAGCGCCUCCCUAGAUGUCUCCUCAUACCCAGUCCCACUCGUCCAAGACCCCAGAAUCUCGGAAGAUUGCCUUUUCCUUGAUGUUGUGGUUCCACAGAAAGUAUUUGACCGAGUUCAGGGCAGAACCCCUGUACCUAAAGAAAGUUUGGCUCCGGUUAUCGUAUAUUUCUAUGGCGGUGGAUAUGUUCUAGGCGACAAGAGUGGUGUUGAUCCAUCUGGUCUCAUUCAACGGAGUCAACAGCAGGGAAAAGAUGGGAUAAUUUAUGUGACUCUGAACUACAGGCUCGGUGCAUUUGGCUGGCUUGCUGGUCACACAGUAUCCCGGAAAGGAACCCCCAAUGCCGCACUUCAUGACCAGCGACUCGGCUUAACCUGGGUAACUCAGAAUAUUCAUCUGUUCGGAGGUGAUGCCGAUCGAGUCACUGUCAUGGGCGUAUCUGCCGGAUCAGGGUCCAUCCUUCAUCGGCUCACUGCGUACAAAGGGCUUCAGGGACCUUCUUUAUUCCAACAAGCCAUCCUGCAAAGCCCCGCCUGGGAGCCGAACUAUGAUACAGACAAGCAGGAAUGGACAUUUCGCCAAUAUCUCAAGCUCCUCAACGUUAGCACCAUCGAGGAGGCUCGUCAGCUAUCUUCUGAAAAACUCAUUGCUGCCAACGCCCACCAGGUAUCAAUCUUUCUCUACGGAACAUUCACCUAUGGCCCCGUGGUGGACGGCGUCUUUGUUUCUGAUCUCCCGGGCAAACUUCUACUGGGCGGCGAGUUCGAUCACAGCGUGAAGAUCUUGAAUGGUCAUACACUAAACGAAGCUCUCAUGUACACGCCCCCAUUCAGUUUUCAAGAUGGGGGUCUACUCGUACUCAUGGACGAGCACUUCCUUGACCUCUCGGAAGAGAUGAAAGAGACCAUCGUCAAUGUUCUAUACCCGCCCAUCCUGGAUGGGAAGUACGGGUACCGCGGCUGGGUCGAACGAGUCUCCUCCGCCCUCUCAGACAUAUGCUUUCAGUGCAAUUCAUACUACUUGAAUCACGCAUACAGGAACAGCACUUACACCUACGUAUUCUCCAUCCCUCCCGCUAUGCACUGGAUGGAUCAUCCGUACUCAUUUUACAUUAAAGGUGCAAAGCCACUAGUUGAGAAUCCUCUCUUCCAAGUGACAAACGAGACGGUGGCCUUCAUCCUACAAGACUACAUUACGAGUUUCGUUCAAACGGGAAGGCCGGCUUCUUCACUAGCCCCGCCCCUCGAGAUAUACGGUCCUGAGAGUCGGGUGGUUAGUAUAGGAUCGGAGAAUAUCACGAGGAUGCGUGAUCCAGCAUGCAAUGCGCGGUGUGUUUACUGGCAAACUGCGUUUACCUAUAGUCGGGACGACUUGUGAGGCGUAUUUCGAUCAUUGCACGGUGGGUACCGAUUAUGGGAGGUUGGGACAAUGCAGAUAACAUGGCUGUCGAGAUUAUAAGGUUGCUUUUCAGACUGUAGUAGAAAGGCCACAGAGCAUAUGUAUGUACUUCGGGAAGAA
Molecule: messenger RNA, 2070 nt
Organism: Aspergillus caelatus
Lineage: Eukaryota; Fungi; Ascomycota; Eurotiomycetes; Eurotiales; Aspergillaceae
Product: Alpha/Beta hydrolase protein
Exons: 4
Coding region: 220-1929 (569 amino acids)
Source: RefSeq, a predicted model, not a curated record